Molecule: messenger RNA, 2826 nt
Organism: Pristis pectinata (smalltooth sawfish)
Lineage: Eukaryota; Metazoa; Chordata; Chondrichthyes; Rhinopristiformes; Pristidae
Product: ras-specific guanine nucleotide-releasing factor RalGPS2-like
Exons: 19
Coding region: 257-1873 (538 amino acids)
Biological process (GO): positive regulation of GTPase activity; Ras protein signal transduction
Cellular component (GO): plasma membrane
Molecular function (GO): guanyl-nucleotide exchange factor activity
Source: RefSeq, a predicted model, not a curated record
GCAGUCGGAUAAAGGCUCUGACGGGGACGCAUGCGUGAAUGGAGGAGUUUUAUAGUGUGAUUUGGGGUUCAGGGGACAAUGUUGAGCCUGCUCCUGGGGAGGCUCACUGUGUGAGAGGCCAGUGAUGAAUGCAUAAUCUGUAGUACCUUUCUGUGCACAGAGUUAAAACAGUCUGAGUUUUAUCCGACUCCCAGUACUAUUGGUGACAAAUUUGAUCCGUUAAUAACUUUGAAGGAUACGCGAAGGGUUUGAUAGUAUGGAACUCACCAGAGACUUGUCCAGUGACACAGAACCAAACAUUGGACCAGAGAGAAGUCCAUCUGUGGCAUCCCUAGAGAGUGGAUCUCAGAACAUCGGGAGGAGCUUCGAUGCUGUUGUGUUUGAUGUUCUCAUGGUGUCCCCAGAACAGUUUGCAAGUCAGAUCACGUUGCUGGACAUUACUGUCUUCAAAUCCAUCCAGCCUGAGGAACUGUCCAGUUGUGCAUGGAACAAGAAGGGGAAGCAUACAUUGGCUCCCAAUGUGGUAGCUUUUACCAGGAGAUUUAAUCAGAUCAGUUUCUGGGUGGUCAGAGAAAUUCUCACCAAACAAGUGCUUAAAACAAGAGUUGAUGUUCUCAGCCACUUUAUCAAAAUCGCAAAAAAACUUCAGGAUCUCAAUAAUCUCCAUGGCUUGAUGGCAGUUAUCUCGGCUUUACAGAGCACACCAAUAUUCAGGCUGUCAAAAACAUGGACGUUGCUAAGCAGGAAAGAUAAGGCUAUGUUUGAAAAACUGGAGACUCUGAUGUCCAAAGAAGAUAACUAUAAGGAGCUAAGAGCUUACACCAGCUGCUUGAGAAAUACUCCAUGCAUUCCGUAUUUAGGGAUGCACCUGUCUGAUCUCACCUACAUCGAUGCAGCAUAUCCAGCUGCAGAAAGUAUCCUAGAAGAUGAGCAUCGCUGUGAUCAGAUCAACAAAGUUUUACGGGUUAUCAGUGACUUUCAGCAGUUCUGUGUAUAUGAUCUUCCAUCAUUGCUUCAUAUCCAGAAGUACCUGAACUCUGCAAGAUACAUUGAGGAGCUACAAUUCUUCUUGGAGCAAGACAACUACAGACUGUCUCUGAUGAUCGAACCUGUGUCAUGUACUCUGCGUCGAGUCUCUGAAAGAGAAGCUGAAGGCCCACUCUCCUCCACUGAGGUAGUUGAAUAUUCUGAUGGCGAUGCCACAACCAUGUGUCUGUGCCUGAUGCGUGGUCACAGGAAAUGGCAGAGCGCUGACUACAAUGGUAGACGGGUGAGUAUCACAGACCCCAAGGGAGCCACGUUCCCCAGCAGUCGACCUCGGAGUCUCUUGGAUGAUAGUGUGAUGGAAGACAGUUUGCUGUGGGUGAUGCAGACUAAGGGCCAGCCUGCCUGUGACCACUCUCAGGCUUUCCAAGAAGAAAGUAGCGAUGAUGACGAGAAAAGCACGAGGCCAGCUUUUGAAAGACCUGUAUUACCUGAUGGCCAAGGGUGUGCAACCAUUGAAAGUGUUCUGCGGAGGAAAAUCAUCCUGAAGAACGGCAAGAAACCACUGGUGGCAGCGUGGACGACGUAUUGGGUUGCACUCUGUGACUGCCAGUUAGUCUACUAUGGAGCCAGAAGCCUGAAGUCAACUGAAAGAAAACAGUUUAAGUCGAGUUUCUGCAAGAGGUUGUCAAUCGUGGGUUGGAUACCUCUUCUGCUUGAAGAUCCAGAGAGUGUGGACAUGUUCCAGCUCAUGGACCCUGAACACGGGAAUUCCUAUAAAUUUCAGGCAGACAGCAGAAUGAAUGCGAUGCUAUGGUUCAAGCACCUGAGCAGGGCUUGCAAGAGCAACUGGAGGCAGCUUCCCACAAACUUGAUGUCUUUUGAAUGAGUCCAAGAAUCCUAAUGGAGGGAGAGAUGGAGAUCGUGCUGCAAUUUAUAGAUUUAAAUAAGAGGAUGGCUCUUUGAUGUGCAAAUGUGCCUGAUCUUGGGAAGCUAAUUAAACCGUCUGCCAGCAUGGUUUAUCAGCCUGUCGAAACUUCCGUUGUGGAGCAGAUCCAGAGACCCGAGCAAUAGUGAUAUUUCAAGCAGAGCAGAAAGAUGAGAUAAAACGGAGUCCUGUUACUGUCCAACAAAGUGCUGAUGGAAGAUAAUGACUAGCAACAACAUGUUGGGAAAUUUGAUUUUGGUGUGGUUUCUGUUUUUGUGACUGGGGGGAAUAUUUACCAAUCUUUUAGGGACUUUAGAGAUAUUUUGCAGCGUUUGUGCAACUUUGACACUGCAUUGAGGAUUUCCUGUUGAUAAUCUUUGCCCAGGUGUGGCUUUAAUCCAUAUUGUACAAAUGGUUUAAACGUGGGCAGGCUGGGGCUACUUUGCUCUCUAAUUUAAAAUAAAAUCAUUGUCCCUCUUACCAACCUUGAGUUACUAGAGGGAAACACAACUUGCCCUUGAGACUCAGUCGUAACACUGCUGCUGUGAGUUUGGAGAAUGUCUAUGUUAUGGAGUCACCUUCCAUUUGGUUACUGUUCAAACAUUGGAGCACCUCGGAUAGGGAACAUUUAUCAGGAAUCCCAGGCAUGCAUCCAAGCAAUCAAGGGCAUGGGGAGCUGAAGAUUAACAUACCCUGCCAACACUUUAUAAGUCCUAGCUGUCCUGGGCAUUGGCAAACUGGGUCUGCUUAUUCUUGAAACACAUCAAUUGAUUGAGGAACUGUCAAAGCACUUUGAAAGGAGCACUGUCCAAACAAAACUCUUAGCAUGAUGGAACAACAAAGUAAAAUACAUCUCUUGCAUAAAAUGCUGGUGGAAAUGGCUCAAAACAACAAAUAAAAGUCCUUGAUGCUUU